UCUGACAUAUUGACCAUUUGUUGUUAUAUUUCUCUCUUCGAACAUUUUUUUACUUUGAUAUGCUUGGCAGAACAGUAUUUAACAUAUAAGUUCAAAUACUUUAAACUGGAACAUUCAAGUCAUGUACACGAUGUGUCCCGUAUUGUUCUUUUUCUUUUUAAUACUUGCAAAUAAAAUUAAUGCCGGCGUAAUGCAUAGUCAUUCUAACGAUAUCCACAAAGAACGAGAAUCUGACGGAGCAUACAGUCCAAGGGACCAUGCUCAUUAUUCAGAAGAUGGUGACGAACAUCACAGCGAGUUUGAUCACGAAGCAAUAUUAGGAAGUCACAAGGAUGCAGAAGAAUAUGAUCAUUUACCUCCAGAAGAAGCCAAAAGAAGACUAGCUAUUUUGAUAACAAAAAUGGACUAUAAUAAUGACAGUCAUAUUGAUAGGAAUGAGCUGAAGGCCUGGAUAAUUAGAUCUUUUAAAAUGCUGUCAGAAGAAGAGGCCAGAGAUAGAUUAGAAGAUGCAGAUGAAAAUCAUGAUGGCAAAGUUACUUGGGAAGAGUAUUUGAGUGAUACAUAUGGAUUAGAUAGUUAUGAAAAUAAUAUAGAUCUUGGAGGUGAAAAUGAGCAUCUUAUUGAAGAAGACAAGACAAUGUGGAAAGCUGCAGAUACUAAUGGUGAUGGAGUUUUGGACAGUCAAGAAUGGAUUUCAUUUUCACACCCUGAAGAACAUCCAAUAAUGCUUCCUAUUAUUUUAGAACAGACGUUAAAAGAUAAGGACAAAGAUGGAGAUGGGGCUAUUAGCUUUCAGGAAUACAUUGGAAACAGAGGAGGUGAUCUUGGAAAGGACGAAUUGAUUAGUGAAAAAUCAAAAUUUGAUGACACUUUUGAUAAAAACCAUGAUGGGAAAUUGGAGGGAAAUGAAAUUUUAUCCUGGGUUGUGCCAAGCAAUGAUGAAAUAGCACAAGAAGAAGUCGACCAUUUAUUUGUACACAGUGAUGACAAUCAUGAUGACACACUAAGUUUUGAAGAAAUAAUUGAGCAUCAUGAUACAUUCGUAGGCAGUGAAGUAACAGAUUAUGGUGAUCAUUUACAUAAUAUUCAUCACUUUGAGGAUGAAUUAUGAUGAAGUGUUGGUUAAUAUUUUAUAAAUGUUAUUUAUUCUUAUAAUUUAUAUCACUAUUGGUGAAUAUUGACAAUUAUUAUUUAAAAUCACCUAUUUGUAGGUAUUCCAUGCGUUUGAACAAAACCUUUGUUAAUUUUCAUAAUUUUAUUUUUAAUUUUAAAUAGGCAGAUACACAAUUGAUAAGGUAAAAUGUCUAUAAUGAUUUGUUACAUAAUGUUAUUAUUUCAGUUGUUUUUCCUACCUCACAUUUAUUUUACUAAAACAUUUAAAUGUUUAUUAUAAUGUUGGAUUGUUUGAAUAUUAUUUGAAUCUAUAAAUUAUUUAUAAAUGUACUUAAUGUUUAUACAAUUGAGUAAUAAGUGACGUUUUUCUAAUCCUACUAGUCUAAGGUCUGACCGUGAGAUUACUGCACUCUUUUAAUCAAAAUACAAUUUUUAUAGAUAAUUAUUGAUAGAAAAUAUCUAAAUAUGGUCGUAAGAAUUUUUGUUAAAAAUUCAUUUCAUAGAGAUAUGUAAAGAACUUAAAAAAAAUUAAAAUGCCGCAAACUCUUGCCAAUUUAUAAGUUCAUAGCAUAUUUUAAUAAAUUAUUAUAUCAAACAAAGCUAAUUUUUAUCUCUACACGAUGUAAAAGUGUAAAAACAAUUAUUUAUUUUUCAACAUAAUCUUUUAGGUCUAUACACGUUUCAAAGCAUUUCUCUAACUUUCUAAGCCAUCUUAAAAGUAAGAUUUCGGAAUUUCCUCAAAAUAGACAUCUGUUUGGACGAUGACAUCCUAGUACGAUGUGAACCGUUGUCCGCCGAGCCAUUUUAUACAGUUUGAAAAUAAAAAAGUCAUUGGGGGCCAAAUUCGGUGAAUACGGUGUAAUAAUUCUGUGAUUUUGGCCAUAUAAACUGCUCAGGUGUGCAUUAUCUUAAUGGAAGAGGAUCUUUUCCCUGAUUUCUUCGAUAAAUUGGUGCAAUAACGACUCAUACAAGUUAUUAGUGUAGAUGGUUCCAUGUGCAACUCAAAAAAAACCGUUGCCAAUCGAUUUCACCAUCUUCGGUUUUUUUAGAGCCCAUUUGCUUUUAAAAACCCACUAUUGUGACUGUUCCUUUGUUUCUGCAUCCACAGUUAUGCAUCAACGUAGAAACUCGUCAGGAUUGCGAGAGAAUGCGCCAAAUCAGCCUUAGAGUUGAUCUUUUGAUUGCAUUUAUUCCCCAUUGAGAGCAAAAGGCAGCACCCAUCUUACGGCACCCAUCUUCCAUCUUGUCGAUAUUUUUUCGCCCAUAAUUUUUUGUGUCAAAUAGAAAACAUUCUUAACUUGCAAUAUACACGUGGUCUUAACUAUUUUCGUUGGUAGUAAAGAUAUAAUAGAUCAGUUGAAUUAACUUGAAGUAAAGUUUUAGGGGGUUGAGAAGGGGUAAAAAAAUGGUAAUCUCGCGAUUUGCGCCGAAAGUUGACGUCAGAAAUAAAAAUAAUUUAUAAUGCAAAAGUUGUAGAUCAAUCAAAAAUUUACGGCUUUUGUAGAGAUCACUUUUUUCUAUCAAAAUGUUUUUUUUUUUCGUUUUAUUUUUCAUUUCUCCAAAAAUAAUUUAAUUCUGAUUAAAUUUGGU
Psylliodes chrysocephalus is the source of this 2703-nucleotide messenger RNA. Lineage: Eukaryota; Metazoa; Arthropoda; Insecta; Coleoptera; Chrysomelidae. The record is from the annotation of a GenBank genome assembly.